AUGAUUAUGACAUCGCAAGACUCUUAUGGCACUGGCCCGGAAACAUCGCAAACAAGCUUAGACAACUCAAAUCAGACUUUAUCUCAAAGCCAUCGCACUGGAUCUGGCAGCCAGAACGAUGGUCGCGUGUCUAGCGCUGGUCUAAGUGGCUCUGAUCGAAUUUAUCCAAUCCGUUCGCUUGUUUCAGUGAACCCAGCGCGCUGGAUUCAUGCGUCGCCAUCACCAGCGAUCGAGGAAGUCGAAGAAUCAUUGCAACAACCAGAGGACCCGCCAAUUUCUUCGAUAGAUUCGCUGCCUGAGGCAGAGGCUCCUUAUCCAAAUCAAGAUAUCCAUGCAGUCUCCCAUAACAGUGUCUCUGUCAACGAUGAAAUAUCCUCGAACACGCCUGCUACAGGAGACUUGGACCAUGCGGCAGAAUCAUUCGGCCCUCUGAAUACACAAUCUGAAGGACCCUCCGAUGAGAAUCAACCAUUCAUGACCUCCAGGUUCGAACAUGCAUUCACAGAGAACGGUCAUACUGUGGUGACCGGAGAUGGUAAAAAUGCUGUUAAGCGUUGUGAAGAUGAGCCGAUCCGUACACCAGGUGCAAUUCAAAGCUUUGGGGUCAUGAUCGCCUUGAGAGAGGAAUCUCCCAAUCAGUUUGCCGUCCGGGUGGCGAGCGAAAACUCACAGCGUGUUAUGGGGUAUUCGCCGCAACAACUUUUUGCCACGGAAAGCUUCACUGAUAUCUUGAAAGAAGACCAGCGCGCUAUUCUUUUGGAACAUCUUGACUACGCUCGAGACGACUCAUAUGACUUGAUCAUCGAUGGCCCAGAGGUUUUUCUCCUGACAAUAGAGCAACCAUCCGGCUCUCCUGUUCGAUUUUGGUGCGCAACUCACGUCAGUCAAGAGAACAAGGAUAUAAUUAUCUGCGAAUUUGAACUGGAGAAUGACCAGCUCAACCCGUUGAAUCUUGAAGAUCAAAAGCUCCCCGACACUCCUACGAGUACUUUACAAACCAACCCGCCUCCAACCGAAGCCCAAUAUGCUGGAAGUACAAUCAGUGCAAGUAACUCGGUGCGCUCUAUACGUGAUGCCCGAUUGAGGAAAGGCGAAGCCGCUUCAAUGCAGGUUUUCGGUGUCCUCUCUCAAAUACAGGCGCAGCUUUCACAGGUGGACGACCAAGACACAUUACUGAAAGUCACCGCAGGACUAGUCAAGGAGUUAGUCGGGUUCCAUCGAGUUAUGGUUUAUCAAUUCGAUCACAAAGCAAACGGUCGGGUGGUAGCUGAGCUGAUGGACCCCAAUGUUACCGUGGAUCUAUAUCAAGGCCUUCAUUUUCCAGCCUCGGAUAUCCCGCGUCAGGCUCGGGAGCUGUACAAGGCUAAUAAAGUCCGGUUGUUGUAUAAUCGAGACCAUAUUACUGCCCGACUUGUCUGUCGGACCUUGGAGGAUCUUGAAAGCCCCCUCGACAUGAGUCACGCGUACCUGCGAGCUAUGUCACCAAUCCACAACCAAUAUCUAGCCAACAUGAAAGUGCGCUCAUCAAUGUCAAUCAGCAUUAAUGCCUAUGAUGACCUUUGGGGCUUGAUAUCUUGUCAUUCAUACGGUGAGGAGGGUAUGCGUGUUUCCUUUCCGAUACGCAAACUUUGCCGUCUGGUUGGUGACACCGUUGCUCGAAACAUCGAGCGUAUCACCCAUGCCUCUGAUCUGCAAGCACGCGCUAUGAUGAGCUCUGUUCCCAAGGAAGCAGAUCCCUCAAAAUACAUUGUCGGAUCAUCGGACGACUUGCUUCGGCUUUUCCAAUCUGACUACGGAGUAAUUUCUAUCGGAAAUGAGGCGAAGCUUUUCGGCGGCGAAACGAACUCUCAAGAAGUCCUUGCUCUUGUCGAAUAUAUCCGCAUGCUAAAAGUCACAUCAAUCCUAACAUCCCAUGACAUCGGGGAGGACUUUUCUGACUUUGUCUACGAACCUGGAUUGAAGCGGAUCUCGGGAUUGAUGUGUAUUCCAAUAGCUCCCGACGGAAACGACUUUGUUAUUUUCUUCCGCCUUGGUCAACUGACAACCAUUACAUGGGCUGGCAAUCCGCAUAAGCCUGCUGGUGGUGGCAUAGGGCCUCUGACACCACGCCAAAGCUUCAAAGAGUGGCGCGAAAUCACUCUGAGUCGAUCAAAGGAGUGGUCUCAUUUCGAUGUUUCCACAGCGGGAGUUCUUGGAUCGGUGUAUGGGAAGUUCAUUCAAGUGUGGCGGCAGAAGGAUAUUCUCAAGCAAAACUCUCAGCUUACACGUCUUCUGCUGGCCAACUCGGCGCAUGAAUUCCGAACACCCCUGAACGCGGUUAUCAAUUACUUGGAAAUCGCUAUGGAAGGUACACUGGAUGACGAGACUCGUGAGAAUUUGGUUCGUUCCUACACAGCCUCCAAGUCUCUGGUCUACAUUGUCAAUGACCUUCUUGAUCUUGCCACCGAAAGUGGACAACAACUGAUCAAGCAUGAGUCUUUCAAGUUGAAGCCUACUUUGUAUGAAGCUUUUGACCUGUUAGCAGGGGAAGCCAAGAGGAAAGGCAUUGCCUAUAACAUCAAGACGAAUCCUGGCAUUCCAGAUGCAGUCUUGGGUGACGAGCGUCGUAUUCGACAAAUCAUUGUGAACCUUAUCACCAACGCCAUCGAACAUACAUCAAAGGGCGGUGUGACUAUCGAAGUUUCGACGUCCGAUGUACAAAGUGGCCUGGUGUCUGUUGAAAUUUCGGUUAUUGACACAGGUUCAGGCAUGUCGAAACAAACUCUAGAGUGCCUUUUCCAAGAACUUGAAGAGGUCUAUGCAGACAAUCACUGGGCCGGAGAGGAAGACGCAAAUAAUUUCCAUGGCCAGAAACAACGCGUUCUCGGUACUGGCCUUGCAUUGACCGCUCGCAUUGUCCACACAAUGCAAGGACAACUCAUUGUCAAAUCUAAGGAGGGCCAAGGCAGUCGUUUCAAGGUUCUCCUCCAAUUCUCGAUUCCCAGAGAAUUCUCACCAUUGCCAUUGCAAAAUCCGAAUACAUCUAAUCUUCUCGAAAUGCCAAAGUCGCCGUCGCUGCUAGACGGGGAGUUUAUCCUUGUGACGAAUCGAAAGGAUGGCACUCAGCAAAGUUCCGCACAUAAUUCAACCGGUGACUACCUCGGGCAUGGGCAGACUGAUACCAAUGAUGUCAAGUCAUUGCAACAACAGAAAACUCUACCCGGCAGUGAAAUUGAGACAGAUCAAAAGCAAAAAAUAGCCUUCUGCCUCCCCACGCGAAGCGAUGAACCAUCCCGGCCGUCACAUUCUACCACGUCUGAUGUCCAACAAAUGUCAUCUCAAGUGGACUCUCGAGAUUCUUCCAAUAUUCCCACGCCUCACAAAUUAUCUCCACCCUCAAAUGACACGAAGAUGAACAUUCUUGUUGCGGAGGAUAAUCCAGUAAACAGCAAGAUUCUUGAAAAACGAUUAAGCAAAAUCGGCCACGCAGUCCAAUUGACUAGCAACGGAGAAGCAUGCGUGAAAGCAUUUUCAUCAGAAGGCGACCCCAUCCAUGCUAUUCUGAUGGAUAUCCAGAUGCCGAUCGUUGACGGAAUGACUGCGACCAAAAUGAUUCGCGAGAUCGAAUCCAGGAAACUGGAAUGCUCUGAUGCAGAUAGAUCUGAUCGACCGAAUCGGAUUCCCAUAUUUGCAGUCUCGGCAUCCAUUGUCGAGAGAGAUGAGAGAUCAUAUAUUGAUGUUGGUUUUGAUGGCUGGAUCAUGAAACCGAUAGACUUUGCAAGGUUGAAGACACUCUUGGGUGGUGUCCUUGACCCGGCGGCUCGUGAAGAUCCUGCUGGAGAGAGAGACUGGGAGAAAGGCGGGUGGUUUCAUUUCGAAUAG
Molecule: messenger RNA, 3861 nt
Organism: Penicillium verhagenii
Lineage: Eukaryota; Fungi; Ascomycota; Eurotiomycetes; Eurotiales; Aspergillaceae
Product: CheY-like superfamily
Exons: 2
Coding region: 1-3861 (1286 amino acids)
Biological process (GO): phosphorelay signal transduction system; detection of visible light; regulation of DNA-templated transcription
Molecular function (GO): phosphorelay sensor kinase activity; protein binding
Source: RefSeq, a predicted model, not a curated record